Messenger RNA from Solanum lycopersicum (tomato), 1263 nucleotides. RefSeq lists its product as uncharacterized. Lineage: Eukaryota; Viridiplantae; Streptophyta; Magnoliopsida; Solanales; Solanaceae. The record is from RefSeq and is a predicted model, not a curated record.
AUGGCUGAGGACAGUGAAGUAAGGGAUGUCAUAUGUAAAGGUCCUUAUGUGACAACUAUGGAGGUUAAAGAUGGAGAGGUCACAAGAGUCAUUCCCAAAACUAGAAAACAAUAUAAUGACUCUGACAGACUAUUAGUCCAGAAAAAUCAUAAAGCAAGGAAGCUAUUGAUGUGUGGCCUUAGUAUAAAUGAAUACGAUCUGAUUUCAUCUUGUGAAUCAGCCAAGGAAAUUUGGGAUCUGUUAAAGACAACUUAUGAGGGCAUUGAGGAAAUAAGGAAAUCUAAGCUAGAUCUCUUUUCUACUCAGUUUGAAGAUUUCACCUUGAAUGAUGGUGAACUCAUUCAUGAAGUGCGCACCAGAUUCUCCAACAUCACAGAUGAGCUCAUGUUUCUUGAAGAACCUGUUCCUAUUGUCAAGCAAGUCUCUAAGAUACUAGAAAUUCUUCCUAGAUCUUGGACAAAUGAUUUUGUAACUGGAAAUGAGACAAGAGAACCUGAUGUAAUGACGAUGCAUACACUAUUUGAGCAUCUUCAAGUUCAGGAGAUGCACAGAAAAAAUGAGGGGCUCUUUCUCAAGGUCAAAGACAAGAAGACUGAUCUGGUUGAUGAGGCCGAUCCUAAGAAAGAAAAUAAUGACAAGGCUACCAGCUCAAGUGAAGUGUGUGGCAUGAGUUAUCUGUCUGGUCACUCCAUUGGAAACUUUUCUGUGCACAAAGCUGGCCACAUGACAUUUGUCACAUCUGCAGAAGGUAAAGACAAAGAGGGGGACCUAGUCCAUCCCAAGAUAAGCAGAAGAGAAGUCUUCUUUGGGGCAGUAAAAAGAGAAAUGGCUGCAUGGGAAAAAUCCUUAAGUGAUUCAGAUGAUUCUGAAAAAAUAGAUAAUGUUUUCAUGGCAAAGUCAGACGAGGAAGAUUCUGAUGAAAAUAAUUGUGGUCGAGAUGGAAAUCUUAAGGAAGAUUGUCCAAUUUUUGAAAAAUUUGAAAGAAGUUCGUCAAAUUAUUCCAAAAAGCGGAAAAAAGCUAAAGAAAGGCAUGUGAAGUUUGCCCGAUCUGAAAAUAAUCAAGAAAAGAAAGAACGGGAACCUGGUCUUCAUGCUAAAUUUGUCAAAUCCGACAGUAAUGUGGAAACGGAGCGCAAGGGACCUGGUCCUCCCUAUUAUUUUAGCAAGAACACUUUGCCCCAUUGGACAGGAAGGUUUCUUGUUAAGCCUUUUGACAGUUAUUGGGAACUCUAUUUUAAGUGGGUUCCUAAGUCUAACAAGUAA